ACAUCCGUCCAUCCGUCCUCGAGCUCCACCCCCCGUCUUUACCAGGCCACCGCACCUCUGACCUCCCUUCCCCCUUAACCUUAAACCCCACAAUUACUUCACUCAUCAGUCAUCACCACACCCCACUAAUCCUCCCACUUCACCCUUCUUCUCCAGUCCACCGCCUUUUCCCCUCACCCCAAUCCCCGUCUCUCUCAUUUCCAAAUCCAGCCACCUCCACCCCUCCCUCUCUCUCUCUCUAUCUCUCCAUGGGCACGCUUCUCCGACGCUUGCUCCUCUCCCUCGCGCUCCUCGCCGCCGCCGCAGCCCCCGGCGCGGCGGCGGCGGCCAGGCUGUCGACGUCGUACUACAGCCGCAGCUGCCCCCGCGUGGAGCAGAUCGUCUCGGACGUGGUCGCCGCCAAACAGCAGGCCAACCCGUCCACGGCGGCGGGCACUCUGCGGCUCUUCUUCCACGACUGCUUCGUCUCCGGCUGCGACGCCUCCGUCCUCGUCUCCCCGCUCUCCUCCGACCGGACCCCGGAGCGCGCCGCGGAGAUCAACCUCUCCCUCCCGGGGGACGCCUUCGACGCCGUGGCCCGCGCCAAGGCCGCGCUCGAGGCCGCCUGCCCGGGCACCGUCUCCUGCGCCGACAUCCUCGCGCUGGCGGCGCGCGACCUGGUGGGGAUCCUCGGCGGGCCGCGGUUCCCCGUCUUCCUCGGCCGCCGCGACGCGCGCCGCUCCGACGCGCGCGACGUGGAGGGCAACCUCCCGCGCACCAACAUGUCGGCGCGGGCCAUGACGGUCCUGUUCGCGCGCAAGGGCAUCACGCCGCAGGAGAUGGUGGCGCUGGCGGGCGCCCACACCGUGGGCUUCUCCCACUGCUCCGAGUUCGCGCACCGGGUGUACAACUACAAGGGCGCAGGCGGCGCCGCCGGCGGGCACGACCCCUCGCUGAACCCGGAGUUCGCGCGGGCGCUGCAGAGCUCCUGCGCCGGCUACGAGAGCAACCCGGACAUCUCCAUCUUCAACGACAUCGUGACGCCGCGGGACUUCGACGAGCUCUACUUCAAGAACCUGCCCCGGGGCCUCGGGCUGCUCGCCUCCGACGCCGCGCUGUGGGAGUACCCGCCCACCAAGGUGUUCGUCCAGCAGUACGCCGACAACCGGACCGCGUUCUUCCAGGACUUCGCCAAGGCCAUGCAGAAGCUCGGCACCGUCGGCGUCAAGACGGGGCGGCAGGGCGUCGUCAGGCGGCAGUGCGACAUCCUCGACUGACCGGCGCGUGGCUUAUGUCCGGUGAUGAGAACUGGACGGUAUUAUUAGGAUUGGAUUUUGGUGUGCGUCCGCUCUGAUUUUCUGAAUGAAGUUGUGAAUUGCGAUGCU
Messenger RNA from Hordeum vulgare subsp. vulgare (domesticated barley), 1364 nucleotides. RefSeq names its product peroxidase 31-like. Gene Ontology annotation, molecular function: peroxidase activity; heme binding. Gene Ontology annotation, biological process: response to oxidative stress; hydrogen peroxide catabolic process. NCBI's taxonomy places the organism in Eukaryota, Viridiplantae, Streptophyta, Magnoliopsida, Poales, Poaceae. Bases 249 to 1256 code for a protein of 335 amino acids. The transcript has a single exon. The record is from RefSeq and is a predicted model, not a curated record.